AUGGACUGGAACGGCGACAUGAUUGGAGACCUCAACGAUCCCGACUCCAUAAAUAAUGUGAGCUCUGCUUCUCUACCUGCUACAUUUGGAUCUCUUGAUUCCGGCAUGUCCUUUGAUCCUUUCUUGAACGUCGACCCGAGCAAUCCAUUGGUGGACUGGACGACAAUCGGUGGUGUGGGAGAACCUCUUGAGAGAAGCCAUAGUAGUGGAAGCAACUAUCUCAACAACGUUGGCAUGGACGGUCUAAACUCCGGCAUGAGCUUGGAUCGAUCUCCCUAUGCCGCGAUAGCACAGCUCUCACAACUCAGCACACGUCUCUAUCCCCUACAUCAGUCCGGUUGUGUAUUGGCAGAGACGGCAGCAGCAUCCUUCUCCGGCAACCGAUCACAGCAAAGACCCCUACUCGACGAAAGCUGUCUGAAGAGCGUGGCGAGUUGGUUCGUCCAUCUCUUCGCUCGUGUGCCAUUGCAAAUAUUAUCCGUCGACUAUGGAACGAAGAAUACAGGCGAGAUUCUACAAUCCGUAUUCUCCGCAUCACACCACAUGAUGGAGAUUCUCUGUCGAUUACAAAACGAGCCUUCAUCCUUUGACUCGAGUCGAGGAGAGACGGGAGCUGGCCUCCCACAUGGUCCCAUCCACUCCGGCCAAGGAAACAACGAUAAAUUCAACGCCCUCAACGUCCUGAACCCCGCUGGACACUAUUCCCACGACACCAUCAUAUGCCAUUUGGUCAUUGCAUGCCACACAUUACUCCUCAACAUCUACGUGGCAGUCCUAGUAGCUCUCCAACACGAUGUGGACUUGAGAAGCUCAUUCCUCCUCCCCACAAAAUGCACCGGAUACUUGGAAGGCGAGACGCAACUCGUAAUGGUGGUGCAGUUAUGUGCCUACCUCCUGGAACGUCAGCGACAGGCUGUCGAUAUCUACUUCACACCUUCCCCGCCCUCACCACCACCACCCACCGCACAAAUGAUGACUCCUCCCACUACCCCGCCCACAGCGAACCGUGAGGUGGUCAGUCAUCUCGAAACAGAUAUCCGUCAGCGUUUGACGCGUAUUCGUCAGGCGUUACGGAUUUGA
This is a messenger RNA of Ramularia collo-cygni, 1080 nucleotides long. RefSeq lists its product as uncharacterized. The transcript is spliced from 2 exons. The record is from RefSeq and is a predicted model, not a curated record. Lineage: Eukaryota; Fungi; Ascomycota; Dothideomycetes; Mycosphaerellales; Mycosphaerellaceae. Bases 1 to 1080 code for a protein of 359 amino acids.